Molecule: messenger RNA, 3304 nt
Organism: Durotheca rogersii
Lineage: Eukaryota; Fungi; Ascomycota; Sordariomycetes; Xylariales; Xylariaceae
Exons: 6
Coding region: 1-3003 (1000 amino acids)
Source: RefSeq, a predicted model, not a curated record
AUGCGGGACGACCUUGCACCGUUGGACGACGUCAGCUUCGGUGGUUUGCCCAAUUCCUCGAUAUGGCCUUCUUUCGAGAUGGACCUUGUCGAAUUUCCCGGGAUUGAUGCGUUGAUGGGAGACCUUGGGGCUCACCAGCUCGAUGCCCCUCUCGUUUCGGGUGGCACCUUCGACUCAGGCGGGCCCGACCGUAACCGGCCGAGCAGUGGUGACGCUGAGCUGGAGGGACUGGGUGGGCCUCCGUCCUUGGAUAGGAACAAUCCCAGCGUCCUCAAUGAAGACACGUCGUUAUUGCUUUUCGCGAACAAUCCGUCCGCCCGCCGCCUCGACCUAGAGGGCUACGACCCCCCCAAGCAGGCUACGAUCCAGGCUCUUGCCGCAAAGCUCGACCUCGACUAUGCCUACGAUCCUUUCGUCGGGGUAAUACGGCUGCAGAAGGGGGGGAGUGGUAGACCUUCCCUUGAACGGUAUGCCCAGCAGAAAGGCACAGCUCCAGGCCUAACUACCGCUUUUAAAGAUCCUAUAUCUUCACCCCUUCUACAGUGGGAGUUCGGCAAUGACGCCAGGAAUCAACAUUACAGUAUUCCCAAGACAAACGAACCAUCCUCGCACCUAUGCGGCAGCGUUGAGAUGGGUAUCGAUUCUCGACCCAGGAGCUACGACUCGUGGAGAGAAACGGGCUAUCACUCUUCGGGAACUAAUAUACACGACUACGACUUGGGGGGUGAGCUGGGCCUUGGCUCGAAUAGCCCGCGAGUGGCGCCCUCCUUGUUACGCCGAGGCCCCUGGCCUGGGUCGACGCUCACUCUUAAGGAUGUCGGGGCAUGUUGGAGGUGCAAGAUCCUACGCAAGGGGUGUGACUCGGAACAACCUUGCAAAGCUUGUACUAGGCCAGCCAUGAACAAUAAGUCCAGGUGGCAGGCCAUCGGUUGCAAGCGCGGCUCCCUUUUGGAUUACAUGUCUCCGGUGAUGCUUUGCCCAAAGGCCAAUGCUACUCGAGAGGCCAACAUCGAAGAAUCCAUCGGCGCCUCCCCGCAAGUACCGGAGACUCCGAUAGACUAUACCGCCGAACUAUGUCUCGAGGACGCGUCGAGUCGCCUUGAUGCUAUCUUUGCGUCAGAAAAGGAUUCGUUUGACAAGGUGGUACUAGAUAUUUUGUGUUUGCCUUUAGUUACCGUGACCAGUAUUCCACUUUCUCGGAGACACGACAUCGAUGCGAAUGUCAUACACAUAGCCUGGGGACUUGUUGAUAUCCCGUCGGCCAAGAAUAUCUUGUGUAUUGACUCGGUUGAGGAUACCCUCGAAGUCCUCAAGGCAGCUAUUACCUACGAAAAGGAGUAUGGCCUGUCGCCCAUCAUCCCGAUGGCUAUCGAGUGCUUCCGGAACUGCAUCGAAAUACUACGACUCCUUGGCGGUGGUGUUCCGCUAUCCCAGCUACAUAACGGCUGCACUCUCGGCGAUUGCCAGGCCCAACCGUUUCUUAAGCUUGGCGCGAACAUCAAAUCAUUUACGAAUGAACUAUCAAAGGUAAUAUUCCGGAAAGAGAAUCGGCUUAAUGAUAAAAGAUGGUGGCUGUCGACGUUCUACAGCCUCUGGAUCCAGUCUUACGUCCGCCGAACCAUCCUGUUCGUAGAAAGCCAUUUCAAGGCCCAAGGCCAUUCGGAGCCCGACUCGGAGAUCCGGUGUGCUUGUCCAGCCUACCUCCUCCUUUCUUUGGAGGUUUUUGACGCUUCAUCCGCUUCAUUCGACCCCCUGGUGUCGACUUGGUCACUUGACAAGGAGCCACCGAAUAUGGAUCUGAGACUUAUUAAAUACUACCGGUUGGCCCAGAAAGCUCUCUUUAGAGAACAAGGGGUACGCGACAUUGGAAGUUCUAUCGACUACUUGAGGCGCUUGUAUCACGAUUGUGAUAUGAUAUUUACUACCUAUACACAGGGAGACAUCCGGCCCGUGUCGAUAAGAAGACCUAGGAGGGCGGCCGAAAGCAACGCGGUUCCACCAGCAUUACCUCUAAGGCAAACCCCCCUCCAGCUUGCUACAUCAGCAAGAUCCGAAGAUCAAUCCUUGGUCCCCGUCAAAGCUAGGUCUGGCGCCAAGAGACGCGCCGGAUCGCUUCUAAAAGAUGUUGAGUUCAUUCGACGAAACGGAAGUUCUUCUAGCAUGCCGGAUAACAGAGACAUACGAAGCCGCGGGGUUUCAUUGGGAAGCCCCGCAUCUCCGGUGUCCUCUGCGUAUUCGGUCGCGUACGAAACCAGUAGCUCCGUUAGAUGGAGUGGAAGCGCGGAGGGCCUGAUGGUGUAUGGGACGGGUCCCCCCGACGGUCGAGAUCACUUUGAUUAUUUCGGCCCUUCGAAGGGGCAUCGGCCGAGACUGCACUACAAAAGCAGCAAUGAGAGUCUGGUAGAAAUAUCGAGGACGCUCAAUAAGCGAGGCUCGACCAAUGAGAAGAUUAACGACGCCGCCGACAGCCCUCGGGAGCCCUUAGUCUGCGAUUGUUGCCCUAAAAGACCCAAGAGAUUCGAUACCAUCGAAGAAUUGAGAGCCCACGCAACAGGGAAACAGCACGAGUGUUCCUACUGCGGUAGCCGUUUCAAGUCCAAGAACGAAGCGGAGAGGCACCAGAAUAGUCUCCAUUUGCGAAGACAUGCCUGGUCGUGCUCGGCGAUUCUAAAGAUCGGCUACAAGGGCGUUUUCCAUGGGAGCGUCAGCCAACCGGGAGUCGCCGAUACGUGCGGGUACUGCGGAAAGGACUUUGGCCGCAACGGGGGAGAUGGUACGAGCAGGCUAGUCGACGAGAAGGACUGGGACUACCGGUGCGCCCACCUCAAAGAGGCUCACAGAUUCGGCGAGUGCGACGCGGAGAAGAGGUUCUAUCGCGCGGAUCACUUCCGCCAGCACCUCAAGCACUGUCACGCAGGUGUACUAGGCAAAUGGAUCAAUAUGUUGGGGAACAGUUGCAUGCUCGAGCUUCCCCCUCCGGGAGAGCCGGCGAACAGUUUCUGAAGAGUGAUACCACCCUCCACCCUCCUCACACCGAGUUACUGUCGGCAUUGGGAUACCAAAUUCAUAGCGUUCUUAUAGUGCCGGGUGCUUUUCGUUGCAUUAGUAGGAAUAGAGGGACGGAUAAUACCGUCUCUCUAACCAAGGCAGGAUCGGCGUAGAACCUUGCCUCACUACGACGCUCAACACAGGGCGGUUGCUCUAUUGACCUCCAUACUAUUCAUUACGGUGCUUUUUUCUUAUAGUUUUUACUAUCUACGAACCGCCACGGGAAGCACCCUACGGAAUUGUUAGCACCAUUAGC